Mauremys mutica (yellowpond turtle) is the source of this 5075-nucleotide messenger RNA. It is a transcript of the gene FMNL1, whose product is annotated as formin like 1. The coding region runs from base 79 to 3417 and encodes 1112 amino acids. The record is from RefSeq and is a predicted model, not a curated record. Gene Ontology annotation, cellular component: cytosol. Gene Ontology annotation, biological process: regulation of cell shape; cell migration; cortical actin cytoskeleton organization. The transcript has 26 exons. Lineage: Eukaryota; Metazoa; Chordata; Testudines; Geoemydidae. Gene Ontology annotation, molecular function: small GTPase binding; actin filament binding.
CCUUUCGGACUCUUCCUCCUCUCCGAUCUGGAUCUGGGAGCCUGGAAGCAGCUUUCCGGGCUGGGCAGGAGCUGCAGGAUGGGCAACGCGGCCGGCAGCAUGGACCAGGCUCCGCCGAAGGAGACCAGGACUCAGGCACCAGCCACAGCUCUGCCCGCCAAGCAGCCCGCGCCCCCGAAGCAGCCCAUGCCCAGCGCGGGGGAGCUGGAGGAACGAUUCACCCAUGUGCUGGAUUCCAUGAACUUGCCGCCCGACAAGAUGAAGCUGCUUAGCCAGUACGACAGCGAGAAGAAGUGGGAGCUGAUCUGUGACCAGGAACGGUUCCAGGUCAAGAACCCCCCCUCUGCCUACAUCCAGAAACUGAAGAGCUACGUGGAUACGGGCGGAGUCAGCAGAAAGUUUAAGAGGCGAGUGCAGGAGUCCACACAGGUGCUCCGAGAGCUGGAGAUCUCGCUGAGGACCAACUAUAUCCGCUGGGUGCAGGAGUUCCUGAACGAGGAGAACAAGGGGCUGGACGUUCUGCUGGAAUACCUCGCCUUCGCCCAGUGCGCCGUCACGUACAAUAUGGAGAGCGCAGAUAACGGGAGCCCGGGCUCUGACAAGGGCAAGUCCCCGGACAGAUCCAUGGAGGACCUCAGCAAGAGCAACUCCUCGUCCCCCACACAGGGCUCCUCCAAAGCGAGGAACCUGACUAUCAGACUCAACCCGGUGCACAGCAGGAAGGCGCUGCGGAACUCGCGCAUCAUCAGCCAGAAGGACGACGUCCACCUCUGCAUCAUGUGCCUGCGCGCCAUCAUGAACUACCAGUCUGGAUUCAGCCUGGUCAUGAACCAUCCAGCCUGUGUCAACGAGAUCACCUUGAGCCUGAACAACAAGAACCCAAGGACCAAAGCCCUCGUCCUGGAGCUGCUGGCCGCCGUGUGCCUGGUCCGAGGAGGGCACGAUAUCAUCCUCGCUGCCUUCGACAACUUCAAAGAGGUCUGCGGAGAGAAGAAUCGCUUUGAGAAGCUGAUGGAGUAUUUCCGAAAUGAGGACAGUAACAUUGACUUCAUGGUGGCCUGCAUGCAGUUUAUCAACAUCGUGGUGCACUCGGUGGAGAACAUGAACUUCCGUGUCUUCCUGCAAUACGAGUUCACUCACCUGGGGCUGGAUGAGUAUCUGGAGAGGCUGCGUUACACGGAGAGUGACAAGCUGCAGGUGCAGAUCCAGGCGUACCUGGAUAACAUCUUCGACGUGGGCGCCCUGCUGGAGGACACAGAGACCAAGAAUGCUGUGCUGGAGCACAUGGAGGACCUCCAGGAGCAAGUGGGGCAGCUCACAGAGAAGCUCCAGGAUGCGGAGAACGAGUCAAUGGCCAAGAUCGCGGAGCUGGAGAAACAGCUGAGCCAGACGCGCCGUGAAGUAGAGACACUCCGGGAGCGGCUCAGCGAAUCCAGCAGCCAAGCCAGCUCCCCCCCGCAGCAGCAGCAGCAGCAGCAGCAGAGGCUGGCGGAGGCCCGGCCCUCGGCCUUGGAGCAGAAGCUGGAGGAGCUGGAGGAGAAAGGGUUAGUCCGGAUCCUGCGUGGGCCAGAGGGAGCCGUUGCCAUCGAGAUUGUCCCUGUUGUCAUGGAAACCACAGCAGUCCCCACGGUUACCGUAGAAGCCUCCGCCUCUCCCAGCCCAGAUUUCACAUCUCCUUCCAUUUGCUCCCCACUGCCGCCCCCUGCUGCUGCCCAGACGAUUCCUCCGCCUCCCCCACUGCCCCACACCGAAGACACUGACUCUGCCAACCUGCCUUCUCAGCAGCAAGCCCAACCUUCUGCACCCCCUCCAGCUCCACCCCUUCCUGGGAGCGACACCCCUCCGCCUGCCCCGCCCCUUCCCGGGGUCGAAAUCCCACCACCUCCUCCCCUCUCGGUGGAGGGUGGCCCAGCCCCUCCUCCCCCUCCGCCCCCACCCCUGGGAAUGCCAGCUGGAGAGGUCAGCGGCCCAACCCCAGCAGCCAGUUCAGCUGUCAAGAUCAAGAAGCCGAUUCAGACCAAGUUCAGAAUGCCCAUCUUCAACUGGGUGGCUCUGAAACCCACCCAGAUCAACGGGACCAUCUUCAACGAGCUCAACGACGAGAAGGUCCUGCAGGAACUGGACAUGAACGACUUCGAGGAGCAGUUCAAGACGAAGGCUCAGGGCCCCAGCUUAGACAUCAGCUCCCUGAAGGUGAAGGCUGCUCAGAAGGCCCCCAGCAAGGUGACGCUGAUCGAGUCCAACCGAGCCAAGAACCUGGCCAUCACGCUCCGCAAGGGCGGCCUCAGCAUCGACAGCAUCUGCAAGGCCAUCCAGACGUACGACUUGCAGAGCCUGAGCCUGGAUUUCCUGGAGCUGCUGCAGCGCUUCCUGCCCACCGAAUACGAGCUCACGCUGAUCCGCAAGUACGAGAAGGAGCAGCGGCCGCUGGAGGAGCUGUCGGACGAGGACGUCUUCAUGAUCAAAUUCAGCCGAAUCCCUCGCCUCGCCGAGCGCAUGAACAUCAUGACGUUCCUGGGCAACUUCAGCGACACCGCCCAGCUCCUGAUGCCGCAACUCAACGCCAUCAUCGCCGCCUCCAUGUCCCUCAAGUCCUCGACCAAGCUCCGCAACAUCCUGGAGAUCGUCCUGGCCUUCGGGAACUACAUGAACAGCAGCAAGCGUGGAGCGGCCUACGGCUUCCGGCUGCAGAGCCUCGAUGCGCUGCUGGAGAUGAAGUCAACGAACCGGAAGCAGACGCUGCUGCACUACAUCGUGCGGGUGAUCCUGGAGAAGUACCCGGAGCUGACGGGCUUCCACACCGAGCUGCACUUCCUGGACAAGGCGGGCUCAGUGUCCCUGGACAGCGUGUUGCAGGACAUGAGGGCCCUGCAGCGGGGCAUGGAGCUGACCCGCAAGGAGUUCCUGCGGCAGGACGACAGCCAGGUGCUCAAGGACUUCCUCAAGGCCAACACGGAGGUGAUGGAGAAGCUGCAGACUGACAGCAAGACCGCCCAGGAGGCCUAUGAGUCAGCUGUGGAGUACUUCGGCGAGAACCCCAAGACCAGCCCCCCCACCAUGUUCUUCCCCAUCUUUGUGCGCUUCGUCAAGGCCUAUAAGAAAGUGGAGCACGACAUCGAGCUGUGGAGGAAAGAGGAAGCAGCUGCCAAAGAAGUGGAGUCCAAUUCCCCCAGCAAGCCGGAGCCAAAGUCUCCUGUCCCCAAGGCCAAGCGCCAGCAGAUGGACAUGAUCGCUGAGCUGAAGAAGAAGCAGCUGGUGAAGGAGCCCCUCAUUUACGAGGGAGGAGAUGGUGCCAUUGAGGAUAUUAUUUCAGGUCUGCGGAACCAGCCGUACAGGCGCGGCGACACCGGCCGGUCCAGCGCCAAGAAACGACCCGCUGGGCAGAGCCUCCAGGUGACCUCUGACAUCUCGCUGUGACCGGCCCGCCUACAGCGAGGCCCUGCCUAGAGGAGGCCAGGCAGCAGUGCCGCUCUGCCCCGCCAGGGGAGACGGGGUGGAUGUGACCCACGGGGACUGGGCCACCAUGGCCACUGGCCUGAACCAAGGACUCUCACACCAGUGGGAGAAUCCCUGCUCGCAGCUUCCAGCCGCUUAACUGCUCCGAGCGCCAGCUGGUGCCAUGCACACCCUUCCCCCGCAAACCAGCCCUGCCCCCUGCACGUCUGGCACAGGGCUCUCCCCCCGGCCAGGCAGCCGCCAAGUCACUGGCGGGGGGGGGAGGGGGAUGUUGUGCGUGUGGCAGCUGUGCGUUGUGGUCUGUUCUAGCCCUGCCUUCCUGGGGCCUGGCAGCCACUGUCUGGCUUGGCGGGUACAGUCCAUGGGCUGCAUCUUGUCCUGUGACCUCCCCUCCCCUGGCCUGACUGGCCGCCUCCUGCUGCGGGGGAGCUGACCCCGACCCCAGCCCCCGACUAGGCCGUGACACUGCUUUGCUCCCUGCCCUGUUCUGAGCGGUCGUGAGGACAGAGCGCCCAGGGGGGCCUACAGGGCAGGGAGAGCACAGACCCUCUUGGCUGGCAGGUGGGAGGAGGUUGACCAGCCGUCCUGCUCCGAGGGGCUUUGUCUUACAUAUGCACCUCUGUCCCCAAGAGUCUCACUUGGAUCAUGGGAGCAGCCCCUCUCUCAUCCCCAGGAACCAGGGAGGCUCAAUCAACAGGGGCAGAGCAUCACUCUUCCUCAUGUCACCACAAGGUGUCACCCUUUCCCCAUAACAGCUGCAACCCCCCAAGGCUGGGCUGGUGCCGCAGCUCAGACCGAGUGCCCGCAAUGCCCUGGGCCGGGCUGGAGCCCCUUGUACGGCUAAGCCUUGCCCAGGCAAUGAGUGACAGUCCGACCAACUGGCCUGGGCACGUCUAGCAAAGCCCUAAGCGCACACAGCUGGCUGCACGGGUGCCCCUAUUGCCAGCUGUGCCAUCCUGGCUGCAGCGCAGGCACGUGGCCCUGGCCAGCUGCAGCAACCCCGGGCGCAGCGUGUAACCCGCAGCCAGCUCCAGCGAGGCCUGGGUGCUGCAGCUCCCCCGCCCCGCGGCUCACGCCUCAGACCCAUUCGCUGCUGGCCUGGCGCAGGCCCCUGCUUGCUGGAGGAGAGGCGCCUGCUGGCACAGCAGAGCUCUUCGUUCCAAGGGGCGUUUACCACUGUGCUAGCCCCCUUCCCGCGCCCUGGCUCAGGGCUCACAGCUGCCGGGGCUCGUGCCCGGCCAGCGCUGUGGGCGCUUCCUGCUGUAAUUAAGAGGCAAAAUGCCAACUGCUUGGUAUCACUCCCAGCCGCUCAUCACAACGCGGGGGUAGGGGGUGGGAGGGGGGAAUGAAUGUGUAACUUAUACUAUGCCUUGAAGAACCAGGCCCUGCUCCUUUGUAGACAUUAUUUUUAUAUCCUGGCUGGGAGGCCUGGUUUAAUCCAGCGCCGAACUGCUAAUAAACCCACUACGGCGCCAGUGCCUGGCUGCUCCCGUGCGGCCUCCUCGGCCAGCGUGUGAAACGGCGCCUCCAUCCCUUGGUGCGUGCAGGGCUGGGGUAGGAGGUUGGGCCCAUGGGGGUGGUGGUGUUGAGCUGACAGCCUGGAGCUCUGUGCGCUCAAA